UAUUUAAAUUUAAUAAGUAAUAAAUGCCAAUAAAACAAGAAAAAUGAAGACAAAAGGGGUACAAAAUGAGCAAUAGAUACUUAACGAUGUUUUGAUCAGCCAAAGAUAUCUUUUGGUAAAUUUACAUAUUUAUAAAAAUUAUCCCAUGUUCUUUAGAAUUUAACCAUUGUUUCUUGGGUCAAGGAUAAAAAAACUGUUGAGAUCGGUUAAUGUAGUACUUAUUUACUUAUUAAGCUGUUUGUAUGAGUCAUAGAUCUCUAACAUGUCGGAAUGGAAACAUUUGAUAACAGAAUGGCUAAACGAAUAUGCAUCUCUCCAAGAAAAUGAGAUAAAAAGUUUCGCAGCUGAACACGAACAUAAUCAUGAAAUCGCAACUGCUAUAUUUAACCUUCUAUAUGAUGAAGACAAGGAGAAAGAAAAUGACUUGAUAAAGAACAUUGAGAUGAAUCAGGAGAUGCUAGAAAAUGUGUGUGUGCAAUUAUUUAGUUUCUACAGAUCCAAAGAAGUUGAAUUACAGAGAUUUACUUUAAAAUUUGUUCCAACAUUAAUUUAUGUCUAUUUGAGCAUUGUUGCUCAAGGCAACACAAAACUAUGCAGAAGCAUAGAAACACUUCUUAUAGGUUUAUAUAAUUUUGAAGUUGUGGAUGAGAAUGGGAAACCCAAGGUUGUUUCAUUCAGGCUACCAUCAUUGGCUCAGGCUUCGAUUUAUCAUGAGCCCUUGUCACUGGGAUCCCAGUUUUUAACUGAGAGUGCAUUGAGAAGGUGGGAGGAGUGUAACACUAAGCUGAUCAGUUGGGGCCCCCAUCCCCAAGUGGAACUUAUCAACGCUCAAAAUCGGCUGAAGGUUAUGGCCGCAUUGCUCUUCAUAUACAAUAGACAACUGAGUCUACUGUCCAAGUUGGCUAUGAGACACUUGUGUAUUGCAGCCUCCAGGAUAGCAACUCAAGGAUUCUACAAAAAAGAAGCUACACCAGCUAACACGAUUCAAAGGAUACCAGUUACUUCCAACUUCCUGUUGGAACUGAUAGAGGGCACAUACUUUGCUAUGUUCAAUGAGUUCUACACUCUUGCUUUUCAAGCUGUCAAUGACAUUGACCAGAGAGCACAAUAUGAACUCCUUCCAGAUGUAAUGCUAGUCACGAGUGCUGUAAUUAAUUCACUCAAAAAUAAUCCUACAGGUCAACCUUAUGACGGCCCAAUGGGAAUAAGUGUUGCUUUAUCUCCAGCCACAACAACUGUGACUAUGCCAAAAUCUAUGAUUACCAAUGCCUCCUUCAGAACUAAGAAAUUGCCAGAUGACAUUCCAAUUCAAGCGGGGCAGGCAGUGGCUACAGAUACGUCAGAAUUCUUACAAGCCAUAACCGAGGAGUGCGAAAACGAGGCGGCGCCGAUACAGAGAGGCAGCACGGCUAGAAACUCUAAGCCGAAGCUUGGCGCUCUGUCCGUGCUCAGUAAAAAGAAAGAUGGCAAAGACAAGACAAACCAGGCAGAGAAAAAGGUCACAGUGAAGGAGUCCACCAAGGGCAUCUGGAAUGCGCUGAGCGGCGGCGGCGACAUCGUCGACGGACACCAGAAAGCCGACAACUCGCUGGACGCCAGCCUGCAGGAUGAGAUCUCGUUGUCGUCCGUCCACAACGGCGCGGACAACUCCGACUCCCGCUCCCAGGUCACCACGGACUCCCUCGACAUGGAGACUCCGCGUUUCGCCGCCAUGCAAGUCAGCUCCGUCUAAUUCCGUGUACAUUUGCGUUUAAAUCUCCUUCUAGUAGUGGUUUAGUUGUAUGGUUUCUGGUAGGUUAAUUUUGGUGCAAACUGUUGUCCUAGUUCAUAACUGUUAGUAUGAAUUUGUUGUUCUUUCAAUAUAUUUUAUUAUGGUAUGGAAACAAAUAAAGAUUAUAUUAUAAAUAAAAGGUGUAUGACGUU
Molecule: messenger RNA, 1923 nt
Organism: Aricia agestis (brown argus)
Lineage: Eukaryota; Metazoa; Arthropoda; Insecta; Lepidoptera; Lycaenidae
Gene: Hyccin
Product: hyccin
Exons: 7
Coding region: 263-1732 (489 amino acids)
Biological process (GO): phosphatidylinositol phosphate biosynthetic process; protein localization to plasma membrane
Cellular component (GO): plasma membrane
Source: RefSeq, a predicted model, not a curated record